This is a messenger RNA of Scaptodrosophila lebanonensis, 1028 nucleotides long. RefSeq names its product eukaryotic translation initiation factor 4E1 (gene eIF4E4). The record is from RefSeq and is a predicted model, not a curated record. Gene Ontology annotation, molecular function: translation initiation factor activity; RNA 7-methylguanosine cap binding. The coding region runs from base 108 to 788 and encodes 226 amino acids. Gene Ontology annotation, cellular component: eukaryotic translation initiation factor 4F complex; cytoplasm. The transcript is spliced from 4 exons. Gene Ontology annotation, biological process: translational initiation. NCBI's taxonomy places the organism in Eukaryota, Metazoa, Arthropoda, Insecta, Diptera, Drosophilidae.
GUGCGACAAAAAUUUUCUUAACAUCCUGUUGGAAAUUUAUUGCUUCCACGUCAACUCAUAUUGAAGGACUCGUUGAACAUUUUUGUACCUCUGCCGCACACACAAACAUGCUUUUGACCAAGCACCUCAAGAAUGUUGACAGCGAACCGGAGAUGCUCACAACGCGCUCUAACUCAAGUGGUAGCCUAAAGGAUAGCUCGGAUAGUGAUGUGCACCAGCAAUUAAUUAAAGAGAUCGAUUUGCGUUUGAAGCAUCCCCUCGAGCAUACAUGGACAUUGUGGUAUCUGGAGAAUGAUCGCACCAAGGCUUGGGAGGAGAUGCAAAAUGAAAUAACCAGCUUUGACAUGGUCGAGGAUUUUUGGAGUCUAUACAAUCACAUCAAGCCGCCAUCCGAGAUUAAAAUUGGUAGCGAUUACUCGCUUUUUAAAAAGGGAAUACUGCCCAUGUGGGAAGACGAUGCGAACAAGUUUGGUGGCCGCUGGGUCAUUACGCUUAGUCGCAACUGUAAGCAGGAACUGGACAAGCUCUGGCUAGAUGUGAUUCUGAUUCUGAUUGGUGAGGCCUUUGAGCACACCGAUGAAGUCUGCGGUGCUGUUAUCAACAUACGCGGCAAGAGCAACAAAAUUUCUAUUUGGACUACCAAUGGGCACAACGAGCUGGCCGUCAUGAAGAUUGGACACAAGCUGCGCGACUUGCUGACUCUACCGCCGCACAAUCUCCACUACCAGCUGCACAAGGAUUCGAUGAGCAAGCAGGGUUCGCUCAUCAAAGCGGUUUACAGCGUGUAAGCCCCCGUUUGGUGGCCGUUUGUUUUGCCAUGGCAACAUCUGCCCAACGGUUACCCACCAUUUACCACCCUCAACCCAUCUAUAUAUAAAUCUAUUACUCUCGUGGCCGCGCAGUUGUUGCCAUGAGCGCGUUUAUUCCAAAAAUGUAAAAAAAAAAAUUGAAACGAAAAUGGGUUUGCGAUUCCUGGCAUGUUACAAUUUUGUAGCAAGGCGCAAUAAAGUGCCGCAUUUGAAAAGCAG